AUGAGCUUAAGCCUUCGCUGGAUCACGUCUAAGGUGGAGUUCACCAACAUUGUUUGCACUGAUUUGGACCCAGAGUUCUGCCAAUUCGAGUACUGUCGACUGAAGUCUGUGAAUCGCACGUAUAAGUACUUUUCCGUGAAAGCGAUCAUGCAUAAAAAACCUAUUACGAAAACCGAAAUCGCUCCACUGGUGGUGUUCACGAAUGUCAAGUGCACUUCCUGGGACAAGGACUUUGAUGACUUUGAGUACUGCCACCUGAAGUCCCAGAAUCGGAGCUUUAAGUACUUGUCGCUGAAAGUUAAGCUGUACAAAGUUCCCAUAACGAAAGUGAUGGUUAAUUUUGCUUUGCUUAAGCGUUUCAAUGGCUACAAGCCCUUCCUCUACAACAUCACUGUCGAUGCCUGCAAACUCCUGAAGUACCCCAAGUCGAAUCCCGUUUUUGGGUUCUUUCACGGACUCUUUAAUAAGCACUCCAACAUGAACCACACUUGCCCCUAUGAUCAUGAUCUCAUUGUUGAUAAGCUCCCUACCACUUUUAUGAACCAGCAAAUGUCCGGCGUGCUCAACUUUCCCAAAGGCGACUACCAAUUCCACUCGGAUUGGCUUGCAUACGGAGUUAACAGGGCCACCGUGGACUUCUUUUACACACUUUCCUGA
This is a messenger RNA of Drosophila eugracilis, 657 nucleotides long. RefSeq lists its product as uncharacterized. The record is from RefSeq and is a predicted model, not a curated record. Bases 1 to 657 code for a protein of 218 amino acids. The transcript has 5 exons. NCBI's taxonomy places the organism in Eukaryota, Metazoa, Arthropoda, Insecta, Diptera, Drosophilidae.